Coregonus sp. 'balchen' is the source of this 24143-nucleotide messenger RNA. The record is from the annotation of a GenBank genome assembly. Lineage: Eukaryota; Metazoa; Chordata; Actinopteri; Salmoniformes; Salmonidae.
GUGAACAGUGUGAUUGGGAUUGGAGUUGGAGCUGGAGCCUACAUCCUGUCCAGACUGGCUGUAAGUCCCCGUUCCUCCUAGUCCUCCUCCAUAUACCACACCCCCCACUCACCCACAGCACGUGCUUGUUUCCAAACGUAUAACAGGAUCAUUUGUUAAUACAAAGGGCUUGAACGGAUACUUCGAGAUUUUGGCAAUGAGGCCCUUUAUCUACUUCCCCAGAGUCAGAUGAACGUGUGGAUGCCAUUUGUAUGUCUCUGUGUCCAGAAUGAAGGAAGUUAGAGGUAGUUUCAUGAGACAAUGUUAACCAGCGUAAUGACUGGAAGUCUAUGGUAUCUUCUAGCAUCUGCUCUACUCACUGUCCUCAGUCUUCAAUAAUAACUGGGCUGAACAAGGAUGAACAGAGCAGUCCCUAUCGAUAUCUCCACUAACCCCUGCUCCACCUCUUCAUUCCCCAUCUCGCUCCAUCUCCACCACUAAACCCCUGCUCCACCUCUUCAUUCCCCAUCUCUCUCCAUCUCCACCACUAAACCCCGCUCCACCUCUUCAUUCCCCAUCUCGCUCCAUCUCCACCACUAAACCCCUGCUCUACCUCUUCAUUCCCCAUCUCUCUCCAUCUCCACCACUAAACCCCGCUCCACCUCUUCAUUCCCCAUCUCCACCACUAAACCCCGCUCCACCUCACAUUUCACUGUAAUGUCUACACCUGUUGUAUUCGGCGCAUGUAGCAAAUAGAAUUUGAUUUGAUAAUUCCCCAUCUCCCUCCCAUCUCUACCAGCUCAUCUCAGAGCCUGUUUACCAGUAGAGACAUCAUGACCCCUGCUCAUAUGACCAGCUCCAUUUAUUCUCUCGAUAAAGAAGAUUUUAAUUAAUCGGAUUGUCUCGAGAGUGCAUGACUGGACUGAUGGGGUCAUCAUGGGAGGCUCACGUGGCAUUCCCCUCUGUAUUAUUACACUCACUGGUUGACCAGAUAGAAAUUACUGUACAAAUGUUAGCUUGAUGCUUAAUAUCGACCGUUUCCCUCCAUGCACUGCAUACCACAGGGAAGUCUCUCUCCUCUCACAUUCCUAGGUAGAGAGAAUGCAUUCAAGUAGGUGAGAGGAAUUAAUAGAUUUAGAGCAGAGAUGACUUGAAGAGGUGUGUUAAUUAUAGUUAAUUUAAGCCCUGCCAACGUGGGCUUGUUGUGAAGACGAGAAGGAGAAAAUAUAACAUACAUAUAUAUUUCUAUACGUUUCCAUACUCACAAGUGGGUUAAAAGCAAGUUAGUUUUAUCUAUCACCUUCGUGUUCUCUGUGUAAAUGUGAAUUAGAGGCUGGGGAAUUGGUUGGGGGAGGGUGUGGCUCCUAGCAUGUGAGUUGUUGCUAAGAGCUGUGAAAGACGUCAAGUGCUGUGGUAUAACAUGAAUGUCUGUGUGUUAGUGCUUUUGGAGGUCGGUUCGGUUUCGCUUCUAAAAAUAAAAUAAACAAAUUACCACGGUUUUCGGUUUUGAUUCUUAUUUUUAACCUCUUAAGGAUCAGACUCUUCUUUUCAAUUUCCGCCUAAAAUGACCCAAAUCUAACUGCCUGUAGCUCAGGACCUGAAGCAAGGAUAUGCUUAUUCUUGGUACUUUUUGAAAGGAAACACUUUGAAGUUUGUGGAAAUGUGAAAUGAAUGUAGAACAUAACACAAUAGAUCUGGUAAAAGAUAAAACAAACAAAAAAACAUACGUUUUUUAUUUUUGUUGCAUCAUCUUUGACAUGAAAAAGAAAAGCCAUACAUUCAGAUAGGAAGCUGGAGGUAAUUUAGAUGUUGUCUACAAGAGGACAACAGUGUAUAUGAGGGAGCUACAUAACAUUUAGUAUGAUGUCACCCAGGUGUCCCUCACGAGUUUGCCUAAAUGUACCCAAGUGGCCGACGUGGUAAAUUGAUACAUUUUCAAGUACAUAACUAUAGAGAACAUACAAAAAUGCUAUGGUAAUAAAAAAUACUAGUUCGCACACUCCCAGGAAUGUCAUACAUGAUGGAUCAUUAGCUUUCCUACAUAAGACACGAAACUUCACACAUCUAGAUGGCCGGGCGGGGUGGGUGUGGAGCCAGAGACAGCAGCAGGGGUCAGACUGGAGGAACCAGUCUCUUUGGUGUUGGCUCCCAGAGGUCAUCUGAGUCAGUCUCUAGCACCAUAGAAGAUUUAAAAACAUUCAUUAAGAACUGAACUUUACUAUUACUUAUUCUAUUGAACCUUUAUUUUAGCAGGGGUGAGCCCUGCAUCAAUACGUUUACGGAUGAGCCCUGCAUCAAUACAUCAAAUAAACAACACAUAUCCAUAAACAUACAGUGGGGAGAACAAGUAUUUGAUACACUGCCGAUUUUGCAGGUUUUCCAACUUACAAAGCAUGUAGAGGUCUGUCAUUUUUAUCAUAGGUACACUUCAACUGUGAGAGACGGAAUCUAAAACAAAAAUCCAGAAAAUCACAUUGUAUGAUUUUUAAGUAAUUAAUUUGCAUUUUAUUGCAUGACAUAAGUAUUUGAUCACCUACUAACCAGUAAGAAUUCCGGCUCUCACAGACCUGUUAGUUUUUCUUUAAGAAGCCCUCCUGUUCUCCACUCAUUACCUGUAUUAACUGCACCUGUUUGAACUCGUUACCUGUAUAAAAGACACCUGUCCACACACUCAAUCAAACAAACUCCAACCUCUCCACAAUGGCCAAGACCAGAGAGCUGUGUAAGGACAUCAGGGAUAAAAUUGUAGGCCUGCACAAGGCUGGGAUGGGCUACAGGACAAUAGGCAAGCAGCUUGGUGAGAAGGCAACAACUGUUGGCGCAAUUAUUAGAAAAUGGAAGAAGUUCAAGAUGACGCUCAAUCACCCUCGGUCUGGGGCUCCAUGCAAGAUCUCACCUCGUGGGGCAUCAGUGAUCAUGAGGAAGGUGAGGGAUCAGCCCAGAACUACACAGCAGGACCUGGUCAAUGACCUGAAGAGAGCUGGGACCACAGUCUCAAAGAAAACGAUUAGUAACACACUACGCCGUCAUGGAUUAAAAUCCUGCAGCGCACGCAAGGUCCCCCUGCUCAAGCCAGCGCAUGUCCAGGCUCAUCUGAAGUUUGCCAAUGACCAUCUGGAUGAUCCAGAGGAGGAAUGGGAGAAGGUCAUGUGGUCUGAUGAGACAAAAAUAGAGCUUUUUGGUCUAAACUCCACUCACCGUGUUUUGAGGAAGAAGUAGGAUGAGUACAACUCCAAGAACACCAUCCCAACCAUCAAGCAUGGAGGUGGAAACAUCAUUCUUUGGGGAUGCUUUUCUGCAAAGGGGAUAGGACGACUGCACCGUAUUGAGGAGAGGAUGGAUGGGGCCAUGUAUUGCGAGAUCUUGGCCAACAACCUCCUUCCCUCAGUAAGAGCAUUGAAGAUGGGUCGUGGCUGGGUCUUCCAGCAUGACAACGACCCGAAACACACAGCCAGGGCAACUAAGGAGUGGCUCUGUAAGAAGCAUCUCAAGGUCCUGGAGUGGCCUAGCCAGUCUCCAGACCUGAACCCAAUAGAAAAUCUUUGGAGGGAGCUGAAAGUCCGUAUUGCCCAGCGACAGCCCCGAAACCUGAAGGAUCUGGAAAAGGUCUGUAUGGAGGAGUGGGCCAAAAUCCCUGCAGCAGUGUGUGCAAACCUGGUCAAGACCUACAGGAAACGUAUGAUCUCUGUAAUUGCAAACAAAGGUUUCUGUACCAAAUAUUAAGUUCUGCUUUUCUGAUGUAUCAAAUACUUAUGUCAUGCAGUAAAAUGCAAAUUAAUUACUUAAAAAUCAUACAAUGUGAUUUUCUGGAUUUUUGGAUUGCGUCUCUCACAGUUGAAGUGUACCUAUGAUAAACAUUACAGACCUCUACAUGCUUUGUAAGUAGGAAAACCUGCAAAAUCGGCAGUGUAUCAAAUACUUGUUCUCCCCACUGUAUAUUAGAGUUUGGGGAACACAAUCACUAUAAUGAAAUAUGUUUACCAAUAGUAAAUAGGGGGCAGACCUACAAUGUAUUUAUACAGACCUAAAAUGUAUUAGCAUAGCCAUUGUGUAUUUUAUGUUGAUUGAGUCUUUAGCGCUAUAGAAUAUUUUUUUUAAAUCAGUAAGAACUCAAGUUUACUAUUUACUUAUUUUAUUGAACCUUUAUUUUAGCAGGGGGUGAGCCUGCAUUGAUUAUUUUAGCAGGGGGGUGAGCAAUGUGUAUUUUAUGUUGACUUAUUUCGAGUGCCCUAUUUACUAUUGAGAAACAUAUUUCAUUAUAGUGAUUAUAUAUACAGUGCCUUGCAAAAGUAUUAAUUCCCCAUGGCGUUUUUCCUAUUUUGUUGCAUUACAACCUGUAAUUUAAAUGGAUUUUUAUUUGGAUUUCAUGUAAUGGACAUACACAAAAUAGUCCAAAUUGGUGAAGUGAAAUAAAAAAAAUUACUUUUUUUUAAAAAUUCUAAAAAAUAAAUAACGGAAAACUGGUGCAUGCAUAUGUAUUCACCCCCUUUUGCUAUGAAGCCCCUAAAUAAGAUCUGGUGCAACCAAUUACCUUCAGAAGUUACAUAAUUUGUUAAAUAAAGUCCACCUGUGUGCAAGUGUCACGGGAUCUGUCACAUGAUCUCAGUGUGUAUAUAUACACCUGUUCUGAAAGGCCCCAGAGUCUGCAACACCACUAAGCAAGGGUAACCAAGGACCUAACCAAGGACUUCUCCAAACAGGUCAGGGACAAAGUUGUGGAGAAGUACAGAUCAGGGUUGGGUUACAAAAAUAUAUAAGAAGCUUUGAACAUCCCACGGAGCACCAUUUUAAAUCCAUUAUUAAAAAAUGGAAGGAAUAUGGCACCACAACAAACCUGCCAAGAGAGGGCCGCCCACCAAAACUCACGGACCAGGCAAGGAGGGCAUUCAUCAGAGGCAACAAAGAGACCAAAGAUAACCCUGAAGGAGCUGCAAAGCUCCACAGCGGAGAUUGGAGUAUCUGUCCAUAGGACCACUUUAAGCCGUACACUCCACAGAGCUGGGCUUUACGGAAGAGUGGCCAGUUAAAAGCCAUUGCUUAAAGAAAAAAAUAAGCAAACACGUUUGGUGUUCGCCAAAAGGCAUGUGGGAGUCUCCCCAAACAUAUGGAAGAAGGUACUCUGGUCAGAUGAGACUAAAAUUGAGAUUUCUGGCCAUCAAGGAAAACGCUGUCUGGCGCAAACCCAACACCUCUCAUCACCCCGAGAACAACAUCCCCACAGUGAAGCAUGUUGGUGGCAGCAUCAGGCUGUGGGGAUGUUUUUCAUCGGCAGGGACUGGGAAACUGGUCAGAAUUGAAGGAAUGAUGGAUGGUGCUAAAUAAAGGGAAAUUCUUGAGGGAAACCUGUUUCAGUCUUCCAGAGAUUUGAGAGUGGGACAGAGGUUCACCUUCCAGCAGGACAAUGACCCUAAGCAUACUGCUAAAGCAACACCCGAGUGGUUUAAGGGGAAACAUUUCAAUGUCUUGGAAUGGCCUAGCCAAAGCCCAGACCUCAAUCCAAUUGAGAAUCUGUGGUAUGACUUAAAGAUUGCUGUACACCAGCGGAACCCAUCCAACUUGAAAGAGCUGGAGCAUUUUGUCUUGAAGAAUGGGCAAAAAUCCCAGUGGCUAGAUGUGACAAGCUUAUAAAGACAUACCCCAAGAGACUUGCAGCUGUAAUUUCUGCAAAAGGUAGCUCUACAAAGUAUUGACUUUGGGGGGGUGAAUAGUUAUGCACGCUAAAGUUUUCAGUUUUUUUGUUUCACCAGAAAACAUAUUUUGCAUCUUCAAAGUGGUAGUUAUGUUGUGUAAAUCAAAUGAUACAAACCCCCCCCAAAAAACAAUUUUAAUUCCAGGUUGUAAGGCAACAAAAUAGGAACUGCAUGAGAAGAAAUAAAGUAUUUUACUUACCAGUCUGUUACGUCUUUCCAAUCCAAAAUAAAUCAGGGUGAGUCUACAGUGUAAUCACGAACUAAGUCCUCAUCAAUUCUAUGUCACUUUCCCGAUCAAUUUCUGCAAUAAUCUCGUCCAAAUCUGUAUACUUGGUCUUCAAUUGAGCAUUUCCUGUUUUAUUAGCCAUGUUCUACUUUCUAAAAUAGCAAACUUGGUAGAACUAAUCGAGCGUGCCUGCGUAAUACGAGUCCCUCUUUGUUCUCUCGAUUUUAUCUGCCCAAUGUGCAGUUGAAGUCGGAAGUUUACAUACACCUUAGACAAAUACAUUUAAACUCAGUUUUUCACAAUUCCUGGCAAUUAAUCCUAGUAAAAAUUCCCCGUCUUAGGUCAGUUAGGAUCACCACUUUAUUUUAAGAAUGUGAAAUGUCAGAAUAAUAGUAGAGAUUUAUUUAAGCUUUUAUUUCUUUCAUCACAUUCCCAGUGGGUCAGAAGUUUACAUACACUCAAUUAGUAUUUGGUGGCAUUGCCUUUAAAUUGUUUAACUUGGGUGAAACGUUUUGGGUAGCCUUCCACAAGCUUCCCACAAUAAGUUGGGUGAAUUUUGGCCCAUUCCUCCUGACAGAGCUGGUGUAACUGAGUCAGGUUUGUAGGCCUCCUUGCCCGCACACGCUUUUUCAGUUCUGCCCACACAUUUUCUAUAGGAUUGAGGUCAGGGCUUUCUGAUGGCCACUCCAAUACCUUGACUUUGUUGUCCUUAAGCCAUUUUGCCACAACUUUGGAAGUAUGCUUGGGGUCAUUGUCCAUUUGGAAGCCCAUUUGCAACCAAGCUUUAACUUCCUGACUGAUGUCUUGAGAUGUUGCUUCAAUAUAUCCACAUAAUUUUCCUUUCUCAUGAUGCCAUCUAUUUUGUGAAGUGCACCAGUCCCUCCUGCAGCAAAGCACCCCCACAGCAAUGAUGCUGCCACCCCCGUGCUUCACGGUUUUGAUGGUGUUCUUCGGCUUGCAAGCAACCCCCUUUUUCCUCCAAACAUAACGAUGGUCAUUAUGGCCAAACAGUUCUAUUUUUGUUUCAUCAGACCAGAGGACAUUUCUCCAAAAAGUAAGAUCUUUGUCCCCAUGUGCAGUUGCAAACCAUAGUCUGGCUUUUUUAUGGCGGUUUUGGAGUAGUGGCUUCUUCCUUGCUGAGCGGCCUUUCAGGUUAUGUCGACAUAGGACUCGUUUUACUGUGGAUAUAGAUACUUUUGUACCUGUUUCCUCCAGCAUCUUCACUAGGUCCUUUGCUGUUGUUCCGGGAUUUAUUUGCACUUUUCACACAAAAGUACGUUCAUCUCUAGGAGACAGAACGCGUCUCCUUCCUGAGCGGUAUGACGGCUGCGUGGCCCCAUGGUGUUUAUACUUGCGUACUAUUGUUUGUACAGAUGAAUGUGGUACCUUCAGGCGUUUGGAUAUUGCUCCCAAGGAUGAACCAGACUUGUGGAGGUCUACCAUUUUUUUUCUGAGGUCUUGGCUGAUUUCUUUUGAUUUUCCCAUGAUGUCAAGCAAAGAGGCACUGAGUUUGAAGGUAGGCCUUGAAAUACCUCCAAUUGACUCAAAUGAUGUCAAUUAGCCUAUCAGAAGCUUCUAAAGCCAUGGAAUUUACCAAGCUGUUUAAAGGCACAGUCAACUUAGUGGAUGUAAACUUCUGACCCACUGGAAUUGUGAUACAGUGAAUUAUAAGUUAAAUAAUCUGUCUGUAGACAAUUUUUUGAAAUAUUACUUGUGUCAUGCACAAAGUAGAUGUCCUAACCGACUUGCCAAAACUAUAGUUUGUUAACAAGAAUUUUGUGGAGUGGUUGAAAAACGAGUUUUAAUCAAAUCAAAUCAAAUCAAAUAUUAUUUGCCACAUGCGCCGAAUACAACAUGUGUAGACAUUACAGUGAAAUGCUUACUUACAAGCCCUUAACCAACAAUGCUUUUUAAAAAGGUUUUUUUUUUUUUUUUUUUUUUUGUGUUAAGUAAAAAAAAUAAGAGCAGCAGUAAAAUAAAAUAACAGUAGGGAGGCUAUAUACAGGGGGUACCGGUACAGAGUCAAUGUGCGGGGGAACGGCUAGUCGAGGUAAUUUAGGUAAUAUGUACAUGUGGGUAGAGUUAAAGUGACUAUGCAUAGAUAAUAGACAGAGUAGCAGCAGGCUAAAAGAGUGAGGUGGGGGUGGGGGGGCUUUGAAAAUAUUCCAUUGUCUCGGUCUGGUCCACGUUGGGUAGACGUCAAUAGGAAAUUACUAUGAAAUAAUACAAUAUUUCAGUUGUUGUAUUACUUAGUUUUUAUUUGAUUACUUUAUUAUUUUUCAUUCCUUAAAGUCAUCAUCUUAUCUCUAAUCAGGCAGUAGCAGCCAGCCAGCCAGACAACGUUAUCUCUGUGCUCCCCGUACUGUACUGUCUUUAGUCAUCCUAUUUAUCUAGGCUAGCCUGCCUAAGCAUGCUGCAGAGCUGUCUGACCAAAUCAUUUAACUACCAAUAUCCUGCACUGGACUAGGUUGACUAUUUGCUUAAUAAAAACUAACAACUCCCUUUAGCCCAGCGUCCUACAUAGUUCUUGACUUGAUUUAUCUCAUUAAUUAUUUGAUUUCUCUAUAGAAAAACGGCACGUUGGGCACACAAAAAAAAAAAGAACUAUACUGAAUAAAAAUAUAAACGCAACAUAUAAAGUGUUGGUCCCAUGUUUCAUGAGCUGAAAUAAAAGAUCCAAGAAAUUUUCCACAUGCACAAAAAGCUUAUUUCUCUCCAAUUUUGUGCAGAAAUUUGUUUACAUCCCUGUUAGUGAGCAUUUCUCCUUUGCCAAGAUAAUCCAUCCACCUGACAGGUGUGGCAUAUCAAGAAGCUGAUUAAACAGCAUGAUCAUUACACAGGUGCACCUUGUGCUGGGGGCAGUAAAAUGUUUUGUCACACAACACAAUGCCACAGAUGUCUCAAGUUUUGAGGAAGCGUGCAAUUAGAUUGCUGACUGCAGGAAUGUCCACCAGAGCUGUUGCCAGAGAAUUGACUGUUCAUUUCUCUACUAUAAGGCGCCUCCAACAUUGUUUUAGAGAAUUUGGCAGAGCGUACAACCAGCCUCACAACCACAUACCAUGUGUAAACACACCAGCCCAGGACCUCCACAUCCGGCUUUUUCACAUGCGGGAUCGUCUGAGACCAGCCACCCGGACAGCUGAUGAAACUGAGGAGUAUUUCUGUCUGUAAUAAAGCCCUUUUGUAUGGGAAAAACACAUUCUGAUUGGCUGGGCCUGGAUCCCCAGUGGGUGGGCCUAUGCCCAGUCAUGUGAAAUCCAUAGAUUAGGGCCUAAUGAAUUUAUUUCAAUUGACUGAUUUCCUUAUAUGAACUGUAGCUCAGUAAAAUUGUUAACUGUUGCAUGUUGCGUUUUAUAUUUUUGUUCAAUAUAAAUGUAAUUCAAGUAAUUGAUCCGAAGUCUGUCAAUUGGUUGUUAAAAAAAACAAAAAAACACACGUCUGUUAAUCACUCAGCACUGGGGUUGUGCGUGCGGCAGGUAGCCUAGCAGUUAAAACCGCUUGACCAGUAACCGAAAGGUCGCUGGUUUGAAUCCCCGAAACCGACUAGGGGAAAAAAUCUGUCUGUGCCCUUGAGCAAGGCACUUAACCCUACAUGUGUGUGCUGCCCUGCUUCCUCUGCUGCUGGGCCCUGUCUGUGACUCCUUUGGUCCUCUGUGUUCCACACAGCACAGUACGGUCAGUACAGUAACCCCCUAUCCUCUCUCUUCAGCUCAAUGAGCCGGCCCUGGUCGAAGGUCUGGUCCUCAUCAAUGUGGACCCCUGUGCAAAGGGCUGGAUGGACUGGGCCGCCUCAAAGGUAAAAACCAACACACAAACAUAUUUCUAUGCUAACUUUGUGCAUUUUAGAGGCAUACUAGAUUGGCAUGUUGGAGCAUAAUUAUUUGUUGUUUUAGAUGUCCGGCUGGACCAGCAACCUGGUGGACAUAGUGAUGGCCCACCACUUCAGUGAUGUGAGUCAGAGGGCUGUGUGGAGGGAUGGGAGACUGGGCCAGAGGGCUGUCUGAAGGGAUGGGAGACUGGGACAGAGGGCUAUCUGAAGGGGUAGGAGACUGGGACAGAGGGCUGUCUGAAGGGAUGGGAGACUGGGACAGAGGACUGUCUGAAGGGAUGGGAGACUGGGACAGAGGGCUAUCUGAAGGGGUAAGAGACUGGGACAGAGGGCUGUCUGAAGGGAUGGGAGACUGGGACAGAGGACUGUCUGAAGGGAUGGGAGACUGGGACAGAGGGCUAUCUGAAGGGGUAGGAGACUGGGACAGAGGGCUGUCUGAAGGGAUGGGAGACUGGGACAGAGGACUGUCUGAAGGGAUGGGAGACUGGGACAGAGGGCUAUCUGAAGGGGUAGGAGACUGGGACAGAGGGCUGUCUGAAGGGAUGGGAGACUGGGACAGAGGACUGUCUGAAGGGAUGGGAGACUGGGACAGAGGGCUAUCUGAAGGGGUAGGAGACUGGGACAGAGGGCUGUCUGAAGAGAUGGGAGACUGGGACAGAGGGCUGUCUGAAGGGGUAGGAGACUGGGACAGAGGGCAAUCUGAAGGGAUGGGAGACUAGGACAGAGGGCUGUCUGAAGGGAUGGGAGACUGGGACAGACAGAGGGAAAGGACUAUGCAGACUUUUCUGACGUGCAAACUGAUAUUUAAUUUCAGAAUAGGUUAAUGGUUUGGUUAAGCUUAGGGGUUUAGGUAAGGAUCAGUUUUAGAUUUUGGCAAGUCGGUUUGAAAAGUCUGUAUAGCCCUUUCCGGGUCAGAGCAUACUGGCCGAAUACUGUGGGUGGUUGAAAGUGAUGUAACAAUCUUUGCCCCCUCCUCAGGAUGAGCUGUCUGACAACCAGGAGAUCACCCAGACAUAUCGCCUGCACAUUGCCCAGGACAUCAACCAGGAAAACCUGGCCCUCUUCUGCAAUGCCUACAACAGGUACAGUACUGUACAUAGAACCCCAAGAGUAACUGGCUGUGCAUUUGGGUAGAAAUGAUAGAUUGGUUGAUUGAUUUAUCUAUUUGUUUUGACAGCCGUCGGGACUUGGAGAUCGAGAGGCCCAUCACCGGUCUGACUGAGGACACGGUGAACACACUGAAGUAUGUGAACAUGCUGCAGACUGUAUUACUGCAGCUGUCUUCUUGUAUGUGGACUGUGUGUUUUGUAUGCGAGUUGUUUUUUAUAAACUGGGUGGUUCAAGCCCUGAAUGCUGAUUUGGCUGAAAGCCGUGGUAUAUCAGACCGUAUACCACAGGUAUGGAAAAACAUGUAUUUUUACUGCUCUAAUUACGUUGGUAACCAGUGUAUAAUAGCAAUAAGGCACCUCGGGGGUUUGUGGUAUAUGGCUAAUAUACCACGGCUAAGGGCUGUAUCCAGGCACUCCGUGUUGCAUUGUGCUUAAGAACAGCCCUUAACCCCCCCCCCCCCCCCGGGCCUUAUUGGUUAAUUAUAACAUUGCAUCCCUGCUUUCUCUCUGAGUGCUGACUCUGUUUGUCUCUCCAUCCAGAUGCACUUCUCUGCUGGUGGUUGGUGACACGUCCCCGGCUGUCGAUGCAGUGGUGGGUGCCCACUUUAUCUCCAUUGCAACACAGUAGCGAAUAAGCCAGAGGGUCUGAUUCCAAUACAAAGUAUCAACCCACCUCAGGGACAGAGUGUUGUGUUGUGUCUAUAGAGAUGGGGGUGAGGUCACUAGACGUAGCCUUUCUGAAUAGGAGGGGCCAGACGGAACCCUGUCUAAACAGCUGUUGUAUCUCAUCUAUCUCAAUCUUCCUUUCUUGUUUACAGGUUGAAUGCAACUCCAGGUUAAAUCCAACCAAAACAACCCUUCUUAAGGUGUGUUCAGUUACUAUUUUGUUGUUGGUAGAAAUAGGAGUGGUAAUGCUAUGUGGUCCCUGCUGUUCUGCUCUUUAGUAAUGCACAUGAUCUGCGUAGAGGAGGUUCAGCCUUCUUGGAGGUGUUCAUAGGCCAGUGAAUGUUAAGGUAUUUUGACUAACGGCAUGAUCCUGUCUGUGAGAUUCUCCACUUUGGGCAUGCUUCUCAUUCUCUGGUUACUUCCCUAUAGAUGCAAGACUGUGGCGGGCUUCCUCAGGUCAUCCAGGUGAGUCAUGAACUAGUUUUGUAUUUAGCUUAAACUACACUUAAGUGGUCCUCUGUAGCUCAGUUGGUUAGAGAAUGGCCCUUGCAACACCAGGAUCGCGAGUUUGAUCCCCGUACGUAAAACAGAACGAGCAGUAUGGCUGGUGGCAUUAUCAUGCUGGAGGGUCAUGUCAGAAUGAGCCUGCAGGAAGGGUACCGCAUGAGGGAGGAGGAUGUCUUCCCUGUAACGCACAGCAUUGAGAUUGCCUGCAAUGACAACAAGCUCAGUCUGAUGAUGCUGUGACACACCGCCCCAGACCAUGACGGACCCUCCACCUUCAAAUCGAUCCUGCUCCAGAGUACAGGCCUCGGUGUAACGCUCAUUCCUUCGACGAUAAACGCAAAUCCGACCAUCACCCCUGGUGAGAUAAAACCGUGACUUGUCAGUGAAGAGCACUUUUUGCCAGUCCUGUCUGGUCCAGCGACGGUGGGUUUGUGCCCAUAGGCGACGUUGUUGCCGGUGAUGUCUGGUGAGGACCUGCCUUACAACAGGCCUGCAAGCCCUCGGUCCAGCCUCUCUCAGCCUAUUGUGGAUAGUCUGAGCACUGAUGGAGGGAUUGUGCGUUCCUGGUGUAACUCGGGCAGUUGUUGUUGCCAUCCUGUACCUGUCCCGCAGGUGUGAUGUUCGGAUGUACCGAUCCUGUGCAGGUGUUGUUACACGUGGUCUGCCACUGCGAGGACGAUCAGCUGUCCGUCCUGUCUCCCUGUAGCGCUGUCUUAGGCGUCUCACAGUACGGACAUUGCAAUUUAUUGCCCUGGCCACAUCUGCAGUCCUCAUGCCUCCUUGCAGCAUGCCUAAGGCACGUUCAUGCAGAUGAGCUGGGACCCUGGGCAUCUUUCUUUUGGUGUUUUUCAGAGUCAGUAGAAAGGCUUCUUUAGUGUCCUAAGUUUUCAUAACUGUGACCUUAAUUGCCUACCGUCUGUAAGCUGUUAGUGUCUUAAUGACCGUUCCACAGGUGCAUGUUCAUUAAUUGUUUAUGGUUCAUUGAACAAGGAUGGGAAACCGUGUUUAAACCCUUUACAAUGAAGAUCUGUGAAGUUAUUUGGAUUUUUACGAAUUAUCUUUGAAAGACAGGGUCCUGAAAAAGGACGUUUCUUUUUUUGCUGAGUUUAUAUUACUCAAUCUUAACUGUUACUAAAUUCAGUUUUAUUUAAAAUGGCUCCGUUUAACUGAUGUGUUUUCUGUUUGUGUCUUACAGCCGGGUAAACUCGCGGAGGCCUUCAAAUACUUUGUCCAGGGAAUGGGUUACAGUGAGUACUGCUCCUUAUAAUCCUCUAUCAUUAUGUUUCCUUCUCAGAGUACUUUAGUCGUCAGACUUGUGUUUUUUCCUGUUCUGGUUGUAUCAAUAUGUUGUUCCAUGUGAUCUAUUGUAUGUUCUGUUUACUGAAGUCCCUCUAUCUCAGAAUGAGACAUCAGUCCAACUGAUAUUCCAUAGAACACUACCUUUCAGGCAGCAGCCCUCCCCAUGCGGGCAUCACAGACACAUUUGAGUCAUUUAGCAGACGCUCCUAUCCAGAGCAACUUAGUUGAGUGCCAUGCUCAAGGGCACAUCGACACAUUUUUCACCUUUUGGUUACUGGCUCAAUGGUUUUAAUCGCUAGGCUACCUGCCACACACACAUUUCUGCCCUAAACUAAGACUCAAGGCUAAUGUAGCAUUCCUGUAGCACUUCAAGAAUAGAGAGGAACCCCAGUAGCUACAAAACAACAUUUACUGGAUGUUCAAGGAUGAAGUUAAUGAGAGCCAAUUGUUGCAUAAGCGUACAAACCAUUACUGGUAACUGACCAGGGAACUAACCUCAAGCUAACCUUGUUUCCUGUCUGUUUGCAGUGACUCUUAACAACGGGUGUAAGUAGUUUGAUGCUGAGUAAAUAAUUUACAUGCAGCAUGGUCUUCCCUUGAACGUACACUACAUGGCCAAAGGUAUGUGGACAUCCCUUCAAAUUAGUGGAUUUGGUUAUUUAAGCCACAACCGUUGCUGACAGGUAUAUAAAAUCGAGCACACAGCCAUGCAAUCUCCAUAGACAAACAUUGACAGUAGAAUGGCCUUACUGAAGAGCUCAGUGACUUUCAACGUGGCACCGUCAUAGGAUGCCACCUUUCCAACAAGUCAGUUCGUCAAAUUUCUAUCCUGCUAGAGCUGCCCCGGUCAACUGAAAGUGCUGUUAUUGUGAAGUGGAAACGUCUAGGAGCAACAACGGCUCAGCCGCAAAGUGGUAGGCCACACAAGCUCACAGAACGGAAUCGUCUGGCCUCGGUUGCAACACUCACUACCGAGUUCCAAACUGCCUCUGGAAGCAACGUCAGCACAAUAACUGUUCGUCAGGAGCUUCAUGUAAUGGGUUUCCAUGGCCGAGCAGCUGCACCCAAGCCUAAGAUCAACCCUGUUCUUGACGAUUCUGUGCUUCCAACUUUGUGGCAACAGUUUGGGGAAGGCCCUUUCCUGUUUCAGCAUGACAAUGCCCCUGUGCACAAAGCGAGGUCCAUACAGAAAUGGUUUGUCGAGAUCAGUGUGGAAGAACUUGACUGGCCUGCACAGAGCCCUGACCUCAACCCCAUCGAACACCUUUGGAACGCCGACUGCGAGCCAGGCCUAAUCGCCCAACAUCGGUGCCCGACCUCACUUAUGCUCUUGUGGCUGAAUAGAAGCAAGUCCCUGCAGCAAUGUUCCAACAUCUUCUGGAUAGCCUUCCCAGAAGAGUGGAGGCUUUUAUAGCAGCAAAGGGGGGGACCAACUCCAUAUUGAUGCCCAUGAUUUUGGAAUGAGACGUUCGACAAGCACGUGUCCACAUACUUUUGGCAAUGUAAUGUACCUUGGUGUGUGGGAUGAUCUGUUCCUUCCCCCAGGUCUUAAGAUGCAGUGCCCUAAACAGGGAGGGUGUUUACAGGCCUACCUUUUUAAAGCUGUGGUUCAUUUAGGCCUACUGCGAGCAGAUCUGGCUUGUUGAAUGAUAAUCAUAUUACAAACAUAGUGUAUAGACCACGUAUUGGGCACUGUAUCUUAUAACUGCCAAAUUCCAUUGGCUGUCUUUGAUCACUUUGAGAUACUCAGAUCUCUUUUUAGCGCUUCAAAAUGUUUAUAUUUUGUUCAUAUAAACAUUUAAGGUUUGAGUUGCUAGCUCACAGAGUGGAAAAUGGAAGGUGUUCCAAUGAGGUCAGAGUGCUUGAUUAGAGUCUUACAAUAGUUAUUGUUCUCCCUCUGGAAUCUUUUCAUCUGAACGUUAAGCCUUCUGUGCCUGUGUAAACCUCACUGACAAAACCCUGCACCCCCUUCCACCCCUCGCCUGGCUUGCCCUCACCAUCCUCACCUCUGGCCUUCACCCGCCCUCCCCUGGUCCUCACCCCUCCAGUGAUGGCUGACUGAGGCUCCAGUGGUUCUCCAGGUAUGGUAAUGUUAGUGGCAGAUUCAUGUUCUCAUUAAAGGCUGCUCUAAGCCCCACAGCAUGGCCUGCCCUGGGGACCUGUCUGGACUCCCAUGAGCCCUGAGCUGCCUGGGCAGCCUUUUGUUCUGCUGCCACAGGGACACUCACAUGGGGCUGCUGGAGGGUAAUGUCAGGAGAGCAGAGCCUCUCUACUCAGAGAACUAUGCUGCCUCCGCACAGCACUGUGGGAAGGAACAUUUCUCACUGCCUUCUUCCAAAUCCUACCCUCUGAGGGUGACCCUUGAUGUUUUGUCUGACUACAGAGGCACUCCAAGCCGCUCCCUAAGGGCUGGCCUGGGGUCAGAGGCACUCCAAGCCGCUCCCUACGGGCUGGCCUGGGGUCAGAGGCACUCCAAGCCGCUCCCUAAGGGCUGGCCCGGGGUCAGAGGCACUCCAAGCCGCUCCCUAAGGGCUGGCCCGGGGUCAGAGGCACUCCAAGCCUCUCCCUAAGGGCUGGCCCGGGGUUAGAGGCACUCCAAGCCGCUCCCUAAGGGCUGGCCCGGGGUCAGAGGCACUCCAAGCCGCUCCCUAAGGGCUGGCCCGGGGUCAGAGGCACUCCAAGCCGCUCCCUAAGGGCUGGCCCGGGGUCAGAGGCACUCCAAGCCUCUCCCUAAGGGCUGGCCCGGGGUUAGAGGCACUCCAAGCCGCUCCCUAAGGGCUGGCCCGGGGUCAGAGGCACUCCAAGCCGCUCCCUAAGGGCUGGCCCGGGGUCAGAGGCACUCCAAGCCGCUCCCUAAGGGCUGGCCCGGGGUCAGUUUGGGAUUGAGUGGUGGUUUAUCCUACGCCCCCUCAUUCUUCCACCUCUUGGAGGUUUAGGUCUGUUUGCUUUUCUGCUUGAAGAGUUAUUCUGGAUACCCAUCCUAGUUAUUGAAAUUAACUAUAAUUUUCAAUGGGAUACUGUAUAGCUUGAAAAACUAUUUUCACUCAUCAAACACCGAUAGCCCUCCCUUGUCUUGUCUUUCUUGUGAACCCUGUCUCUCUCGAGGUGUUAAGUAUGGUGGUUUCCUCCCUGUCUAACCUUUCACACUUUGUUCUUUGCCCACACCAAGCAAUAGCAGGUUUCAGAAAGUACCUCCUCUUUCUGAGAAUGCAUAAACAUUGAAACAGUUGAGGACAUUGUGAGCCUUCACAAACACAUAUUGUAGCAUACUGUAGAAGGUUUGUAACUCUGUAGCAUUCAGACUACGCCUUCUGUCAGUUGGCUCAGCCAAGAAGAUCAGCGUUGUGUUAAAAGGAAAGCAGUAAGCUAGCAGGAGAGUGGUUUGAGUGUGAAUUGAUGAACAGUAGAGCUGGGACGAUAAACCGGAAAGUAUCGACGCCGACUGUACCGACCAUUUAUCAAGGACAUUUUACUGAUAUCGAUAAUCCCAAUAAGUGUCCUACUAGAGAAAUCUGAAGUUUGAAAGGAAAUAAGUCUGCUAAUAUGGGCUAUUGCUAACGGUACAAUUGAUAGUUACAACAUUCAAAGUAGUAGUAGUAGUUUUAAGGGUAAGGUAAUAUAUAAAAGUAGGCUAACAGGUGCAAAUGAAUGUUAUAAACGUAUCGUUCUAUUUAUCGUAAUCGUGAUAAUUCAGUCAAUUUAUCGUGAUAUAGAUUUGUGUCCAUAUCACCCAGCUCUAUUGAACAGUCAAGUGCUCUUCGAGGCCCUGUUUGAAUGUUGUUUGAAAGGUUACUUUAGGUCGAGAGACUGUAGUUCAGUGGGGAAAUUAUCGCAGUGGGGACACAUUCAACUAACUCAACUGGAUCAGACGAUGUACUCGUGGAGCACAUCUUGGCUAAAAGUCCUCUUCAAGUAAUCUCAGGGCCACAGGGGACAUUCCCUUUAGUUUGACUGAACAGUGAGAAAGCCUUGGAAGAGACACAUUCUGGCUAUUUUGACAACUGUCAGGUAUUUACUGAAAAUGAAUGGAAAAGGAUAUAGUGCUAGAAUGCUCUGUACAUGGUGCUGCUUCAAGUCUCUCCUAGGUAAAGCUGUAGGACACAAUGUUUGUUUCUUUUCAGAUCUUUUGUGAAGACGGAGCAUUAAUCUGACAGUCUCUCUGUUACCCUCCUUUAUUUCUUCCCUCCUUUCCUCCUUCCUUUCUGCCCCUCCAUCAAUGCUAACAGUCCCUCAUGUACUGCUUAGCCACCUAAGCAGCGAAUCAGGUACCAGGACCAUAGGUAGCAGCCUUGGCUGCGCCAGCCUGCCCUCUCUACCUACAGUGCUCUGUCCUCCCAACCCUGUUUGCCCAUCACUGUUAGCCGGCUCACAUUUUAGCCAUCCUCUCAAGUCUCUAAUUUGGCGACCAUGAGAUUUGAAGCAUGUGGUCAUAACUAUUAUUAUUUUUUAAGAUUCCUUUAUGUCUCUAAAUGUGUGGUUUGAGAGGGUGUGGAUGUUUGUGAUGUCUGUCUGUUUGUUCUUGUCUUUGUUAUGUUUCUCUUCUGAACAGAUGGCCCUCAAAUCUCUUGUGCAUGCUGCAUAAUCAUAUUGGCUUUUCCUAUUUAUUCAUUUUUUCUCCAACAGUAAAAAUGAAUUGGAACUUGACCUGAUCAGGCAAUCUCUUUUUCUUUAUGGGAGAAUAAUGAACACAGUGAGGGAUUCUGCUCAGACAUUUCAGACCCCAACCACUUUAAUGAGAUGCAUAUACAUACAGUACUUUCUGAAAUAUGGUGAAAUAUCCAGCAUUCCUGCUUCGCUGUAAUCUACUUGACCCUGACUAAAAGGCAGCGUAGCUAGCACGAGCUCAACAGUACAUGGUGAUCAGGUUAUCAGGUGUUUAGAGAUUUCAUUAUUCUCCCUGGGCUGCAGUCCACUCCAUCUUAAAUUGGGAAUGUUGAUGCAAUAAUGAUUGUGGUAUGAUCUACCAGGGGCCUCAUUUACAAACAUUGCGUAUGCACAGAAUAUGCCCCAAAACAUUUUAUAAAAACUGAACUUGACGUGAGAAUGUUCUUAUCCUCCUGCAAACUUUUGACCAUGCGUACGCACAGUUUCUAGUGGUUGAAGUAUUGCAUUGCAAGAAGGCAAAAGUAGCCUACUAGCCUUAUGCAAAUAUGGGGAUAGACUGUAUGCUGACUUAUUCAUAACAAACAAACAGGUAACUAAAUAUAAUAACAAGAUGUAAUCAUUUCCUGUUAGUGAGAAGAGCCAAAAAUCUAUUUAUUUUAUCUUUGCAUUCUAAAAUAAUUAGAAAUCUAUUUCAGAAUAUUUAUUUCAUUUCCAUGAUCAUUGCAGAAUAAACUCCUCACCUUUUCUGACUGAUUGUUUCAUACUCGUGAAAUAGCCUAAAGGUCUACAACAAGUUAGGAUGGGCUACCAUUUUGUCUAAUUUAAUUGGACCCACUUCACAGUAGUAAAUAGAUAAGUUACUGGUAUUUAAAGUAUUUUGCUCUAUGCGAUCCGAAGCACAGUUUACAUUUUACGUUUUAGUCUUAACGGUAGAACAGACGGUUCACCUUUUCCAUUGACGUUUGUUGGCUACGUCUGAAUAAUGUAAUGUAAUGUAACAUUUCUCCAGUAGCCUAGAAAUGUAUAAACAUAAUGCAUGUAUCAUAACCAAUUGCACCUUUUCUGGCCAUGAUGAGUUCAUAUUCCCCAAGUAGCCAUGCAACAGAUUACCAUGAGCAUCUCUCAUUUAAUUGGGCCUAUCAGAUAGGCUAUUAUAAUUUCAGGUUUUUGCUCUAUGCAUCCGAAAAGGAGUGUGGUUUAUAACAUACAGUAGAAUUUAAAACGGUUGAUCUUUUGCAUUGAAGUGUGUCGGCUACCACUGUAAGUAGUCCUACUGUAGUUUUGUUUUCAGAUUAGACAAUGUUUCAGAAUUCACGGGCAGUGCAGCAUAUUUAGGUUCGGGAGAAAGUAAAUUAAAAACAUUUAUUGAAUUCAAACGAUCUGUUUACAGGUCCAGAACAAUUUGCAAUUGUUUUAGUGUUUCAGAAACUGUCAAAUAUAGCAAAUGUCACAAAAGUAAAACACAUUCUGCCAACACCUCCAAAGACAUUUGAUCAAGUUCGCCAUUGCUAUUUCCUUUAGAUAUACUGUCUUGGCUUAAUUCCAAUACUUCCAAAGUAUACAGGAAAUAAGGGUAUUAUUGUCACCUUAAAGGGUGAAUGAUGGGUGUUAUUUAGGUGGAGAUAUAAUGCUCAUUCACACGUGCAGUUUUACGACAGGUCUGAUUUAUAAUGGGAAACAUGCGUAUGUAUGGCCUGCGCCAAGUUUAUAAACCUCAAUAUUUUUGUGCGUGUCCAGUGUUUUCAGAAAUGGCGCACGCAGAUAUUUAGUGUAAAAUUCACGCAACGGUUAUAAAUGAGGCCCCAGCAUCCUACCCCUAGCCACGUUCUCUAAAGCAAGCUACCCCUCCCACAAAACAUUCAACACACACUAAGCAAAUAUCGUCAUACGUGACUUCUUAACCUAAACGCUCUCCUCUAUCUCUCUCUCUCUCUCUCUCUCUCUCUCUCUCUCUCUCUCUCUCUCUCUCUCUCUCUCUCUCUAUCUCUAUCUCUCUCUCUCUCGUCUGUAGUGCCCACGGCCAGUAUGACCCGGCUGGUGCGUUCUCGUACCCACUCUGCCUCCAGCAUGGGCUCUGUGGAGGGGACCCGUAGCCGCACCCACACACAGCUAGAGGGUACCACUGCCGCCGGCCCGGCUGUCGAACAGGCCAGGCCACAGACCAUGGAGGUUUCCUGCUAAAGAACCCUGCCCAGAAAACCAACACCUCCCCCUUCCUCUCUCUCUCUCUCUCUCUCUUUUUCCUUUCCCAAGCUCAAGGUCAGAGAGGGUUGGAAUCCCGAGGGGGCGUCUGAAACGUGUUCUGAAAGAUAAAUUAUUAAGACCGAAGCAGUCAGGUUCUCUGCUGCGUUCUCUCUCUCACCAUUUCCUGUUGUUGUCUGUCUGUCAUGCCUGUCUGUGCAUGACUGCUGUGGCACGGCAACCUGGAAGUCAGUAAGCAGGCGGACGAUGCUGCUUGUCUGGUUUUCCAUUUUGCUGUACCAGCUCUCCCCAUUAAAAGAGGGAGAGGUUAUUUUUUUUAAAUCCUUGAGAUAUGAGGUAUAUUUGUAUUUAUAUAACUACUAUUUCAGUCAGUGUGUCAGUUUAAAGAGAACAGAUGGAAAAGCAUCAGGAGUUUUCUCUUGUAAAGUACUCUACAGAGUACUGUUGCCCCUCUUUCUGUCUCCCUCUGGGUUCUUUCUCACCUUAUGUGCAGAUCAGACCAAAUCACACCACCCCCCUCUACCCCACCCCCCCCUCUACCCCACCCCUCCUUAGUGGUCCAUUCCUUAAUCAGUCUCAUGACACACAAUCUAUUUUUUCUUUUUUUUAAUUGUUGUUUUUAUGUUGUGGUUUGUGAAAAAAUAACUUUGCUUUCCUGGAUUGCAAAACGAUGUGAUAAACUUGCUCCUGCUCUGUACCUUUAUACCUAGAAUAUCUAACAGAAUUACCCUCUAGUAGAUGAAACGUAAUGGACGUGUCUGUAUAAUUGCUUUUGUCUAGAUGUAUCUAGAAAUAGUUACCUUGUUUGAUAUUUUGUUUAUUUUCUCUUUCAAGCAAGUUAUUUGAAAUGGCAGACCCUAGGUUUUUGAUACCCCCAUUGCUAUUGACGGGCAGAGAAAAGAACCAACCCACUGGGCACAGAUGUCAAUUCAAUGUGUAUUCCAUGUUGGUUCAAUGUAAUUUCAUUGAAAUUAUGUGGAAACAAUGUUGAUUCAACCAGUGUGUGCCCAGUGGAAACAUUUACUGUAGUUUAUUGAAGAUUCAAGACAAAUGCGGAGAGUACCUAAACUUGCCCCAGCUCAGUCAGAGGCGAGUAACCGUGUGCAAGUUGAGGUACAGAUAACAUUACUGCCUCUUUCAUAAAAUAAAACUCAAUUAUAUGAAUGUACUAUUUUCUACUAACUGGAAGCAAUUCAUGUUUUCCUUUUCUGAUUAAAUAAAGACCGGGUGAAAACAGCAACGGGUCAGGUGCCUGGGGGACUGUGGAUAGUGUAAUAGACUUUUUGAUUUAGUUAUUAAUGUUAUUAGUUGGUAGUUUUCUCUGUGGUUUUCCUGCAUUUCUCUCUGAUUGUACUACAGCUUGGGUGAGCUAGUGGUGAUGAUGCAUUGUACUGUCUGCAUAGUAUACGGGGUGCUGUAAGUCAUACUGUCUGCUGACUAUAUCAAUUUGUACUGAUCAUAAAAUAAAGCUAAAAACUAUACAUGACUGGACUUUUCAUCAUAUCCUUCUGUCACUGGCAAUGUCUGUGUUUUCUUACUUGGUAAGCUAGCCUAAUAGAAUAGUGUUCCUUUGUAGCUCAGUUGGUAGAGCAUGGUGCUUGUAACGUCAGGGUAGGUGGGUUCAAUGCCUGGGAACACCCCAUGUCAAUUAGCCAUGUCCGCUAAUCAUUUUUUGAUUGGUUAGUUCCUCUAGCCAACUAUCUAAACCAGUGGCGGUCUGUGCCGUUUAAGACGAGGGAGGAUGAUUACAGCAUAUUGGAUGACUGUCAUUCAUAUUCCAUUCACCCAGCUCAAUGUAACAUCGAUAGGUUUAGGCUACUACAUAAUACUCAAAUCGGCACAAUGAAUAUCCCCCCUGAUCACAGGGGGCCCCGUGUAGCUCAGUUGGUAGAGCAUGGCGCUUGCAACGCCAGGGUUGUGGGUUCGAUUCCCACGGGGGGCCAGUAUGAAAAAAUGUAUGCACUCACUAACUGUAAGUCGCUCUGGAUAAGAGCAUCUGCUAAAUGACUAAAAUGUUUAAAAAUCACACGCAUUUCACUUUCAUACCAGACACAUACAAACAGCUCGUUGUAUAUAUAAUUCCCCUUGCUUGUGGACUUCAGUGCAGAACACAACAGCUGUCUUGUGAACAGGCAAAAAAAACUUUACAAGCCAAACCUUCAUAUCAUGACUGCUAACUGCUACACACAGCCUACAUCAUUGUCACGUCAUAGUCAACAUAGGAAUAGCUACUAGAACUAAGGCGUUAGUAAACCUGUUACAGUCAUGCAGAACCCUGUAGUCAACAGCAAGCAGUUUAGCAGUUACACCAAGCAGUUUAGCAGUUACACCAAGCAGUUUAGCAGUUACACCGGCGGACCCCAGUGGCAAUAAAUUAAUAAAGCCAAAAGCUUGCCUUGACUUGGAAGAGUUCCAGUUUUGGAUAGCAAUAGCCAGCUAGUUAACAUAGAACCCCUCUCUGUUUGAGUAGGCUAAACUAGCUAGCUACAUUGGACACUUCUUAAUUUUAGGAGAAAUUAAUUUGUGAAAAACUGUUCAACUAUUGUCUUUCUCGCUCUUUGAGUCAACUACCACAUUUUAUGCACUGCAGUGCUAGCUAGCUGUAGCUUAUGCUUUCAGUGCUAGAUUCAUUGUCUGAUCCUUUGAUUGGGUGGACAUCAUGUCAGUUCAUGCUGCAAGAGCUCUUAUAGAUUGGAGGACGUCCUCCGGAAGUUGUCAUAAUUACUGUGUAAGUCUAUGGAAGGGGGUGAGAACCCUGAGCCUCCUAGGUUUUGUAUUGAAGUCAAUGUACCCAGAGGAGGACAGAAGCUAGCUGUCCUCCGGCUACACCAUGGUGCUACCCUACAGAGUGCUGCUGAGGCUACUGUAGACCUUCAUUGCAAAACAGUGUGUUUUAAUCAAUUGUUUGGUAAUGUGAACAUUUAGUAUAGUUUUAUCUAAAAAUGACAACAUUUUUUUAUGUUUCACUUUUUCUUUUUAUGAAAUUCACUGAUGUGAAUGGUCCUCCCCUUCCUCCACUGAUCCGAACUUGUAGUAAUCAUGGCCGAAUGACUGGGCACGUGCAAGGCCGGACUACCACAUUUGGGGACCCGGGGCAUUGACCUCUGGAGAGUUAAGUUACUGCAUUACAACACAUUUUGCCAUGGUGCAGAGGAAAAUGUGCAGCUUUAUAAUGCUUUUGUGGCCCAUAUCUCUUGAUAAUGAGUACAAUAGGGUUAUGAAGAGAAAAAUAAUUGCUCAACACUUUGUCCCAGUCAACACCCUUUACCUGAAUGACGAAGAAUAUGAAGCUCAAAAACUAUUCUGGGGAAAGAUGUUGUGACCUCACUUCACACCAGUGUUCUAUGCCACCGCUCAUGCAAAUGCUGCUGCAAAACAGAACAUUUGCACAGACCAAUUGCUACAGCUGAUGACUCAUUGAUCAAGUCACUGACAUCAAAGGUCUGUCUGUGCCGAUCACUACAGCCCCAUGUACAGUAGAUAUUGUUGAACAAAAUCUUUCUUCCUUUCUCUUUGUGCCUCACUUUUUCUGUCUUCCCUCACUCUUCUCCAUUUCGCUCUCUUCGCUCUGAUGUCUCUGAAUUGUGGUGCGUAAAAGUUUCAGGCCUCAUUGAAACAGGAAACCGUGUGUGAAUAUAAAAAAACCUCCUGUGACGUCUCUCCACUCAGAUGUACUACAGAGCACUCUGCACUGCUACACCUACAGAGCCUCUACCUACCACCACUGGCUCCUUUCCCCUUGGAACACCACAAAGGAGAACACUCUUUCUUCAUUGGAGCUUAAAGAACUCUCACACAGACACACACAUCGUACGCUCGUUCCACAUGUGAACACUACCAGCAGUGUGAAACUCCCAGACCCACUGGACUCUUCCGCCCUCUGGGCUGCACCUCUAUCCUUGUGCUACUCUACGGUGGGACUCUACAGCUCUGCCAUCAACCCAUUCCACAGCAUCAGAAGACUGACGAUCACCAGUGCCACAACAGGGAAAUGCUGUGAGUAUGAACUUAUUUUCAAGCUGACAAUUGUC